AUGCUGAAGUGCGGGACCCGGCACCGCGCCCCGGCGGAGUUCCGCGUGCCGCCGCUGCGCGACGGCGACCGGGUGCGCUACGGGCCGAACAAGAAGAAGCCCGGCAGCAACGCGUUCAAGCGCUACGAGCGGUACAAGCGCGCCGCCACGGUGGGCGAGGCGAGGUCGUCGGGCGCCGCGUCCGUCGAUUUCGGCCACGACAUCGCGAAGGGCCACCUACGCGUGGUGGAGCUGGACACGAGCCCGCUGGGAGCAGAGCGCACCCUGAAGGACCCCCGACGAUCGAGUUCCUGCCGAAGCUGCUGCAGUAGCUAG
Prorocentrum cordatum is the source of this 315-nucleotide messenger RNA. Lineage: Eukaryota; Dinophyceae; Prorocentrales; Prorocentraceae. The record is from the annotation of a GenBank genome assembly.